Messenger RNA from Musa acuminata AAA Group (dessert banana), 1278 nucleotides. Its product is annotated as plasmodesmata-located protein 6-like. The transcript is spliced from 3 exons. Gene Ontology annotation, cellular component: plasmodesma. The record is from RefSeq and is a predicted model, not a curated record. NCBI's taxonomy places the organism in Eukaryota, Viridiplantae, Streptophyta, Magnoliopsida, Zingiberales, Musaceae. The coding region runs from base 141 to 983 and encodes 280 amino acids.
CACACUUCUCCACCUCCUCUCUCUCCCUCUCCUCACUUCUCCUCUGCAUUUUACACACUCGCUUCUCACUGCUUUCCACGCGAACACCUCAAACUCAUCAAGAACAGCACAGAAGGAACGUACGAAAGAGGAAGGAAGGAAUGUCUACGUUCAUGCUUCUCCUCCUCCUCGCCUCUUCCAUUGCUUCCCUGACGACGUCGGCCUCCGACGACUACACAGACUUUGUUUACGCCGGUUGCUCGCAGCCUAAGUACACCCUGGGCUCGCCCUACCAGCUCAACGUCGAUUCCGUCGUCACCUCCCUCGCCAACGCCGCCGCCUUCUCCACCUACGCCAACUUCACCUCAUCCGCCGCCGGUGGGUCGUUCCCGGCCUACGGUCUCUUCCAGUGCCGCGGCGACCUCCCCUUCUCCGACUGCGACUCCUGCGUCCGCUCCGGACUGUCCCGGCUCUCCGCCUUCUGCCCCUCCGCCGCCGGCGCCGCCGUCCAGCUCAGGGGAUGCUUCCUCCGCUACGGCAACGACUCCUUCCUCGGCAAGCCCGACACCAGCGUCCUCUACAAGAAGUGCGGCCCCGCCGCCGCCGGGGGCUACAACUCCGACCAGCUCGGCAUGCGCGACGCCGCGCUCGCCGACCUCACGUCCGGCGCCGCCGGGGGGAGCUACAGGGUCGGCGCCGCCGGAUACGUGCAGGCGAUGGCGCAGUGCGUCGGGGACCAGAGCGCGAAGGAGUGCGACGACUGUGUGGCAGCGGCGGUGGCGCACCUCAGGGCCGUGUGCGGGUUCGCCGUCGCCGGCGAUGCUUACCUCGGCAAGUGCUACGCCAAGUAUUGGUCCAAUGGAGUCUACACCACAUCCAAGACUGACCAUGGUGAUGAGGCUGGGAAGACACUGGCAAUUAUCAUUGGCCUCAUGGCAGGAGUAGCUCUCAUAAUUGUCUUCCUAUCCUUCCUCAGAAGAGCUGGACAUGAUGGUAAAUACUAAGGUGAAGUGGAAGCAUAGUGCUUUUGGGGCCUCUCUCCUUGUUCUGCUUUCUUCUCUUUAAUUUCUUUUAGCUUUAUGGAGACUUUUAAAGGAGUGGGAGGGGGGAGACUUAGAAAGAUGUGGAUGAGCAACUUCCUCGAGAUGAGUGAAGUGGAAAUGGUUCCCCAAUUGGAUCAAAGAGGAAGAUUGUUAACACACCCCACACUACUCUAAAUCCAUGUAAAAAUAAGCUAUUUCAUAUUUUGAUCAUUCUGAACAAAUAAUUCUAGCUUUUGAAUGGGUCUAAUUUAGUGCA